Molecule: messenger RNA, 612 nt
Organism: Gongylonema pulchrum
Lineage: Eukaryota; Metazoa; Nematoda; Chromadorea; Rhabditida; Gongylonematidae
Source: the annotation of a GenBank genome assembly
AUGAAUUUUGUUGCUACAGAAGCGGAGUUAGAAAGAGCCAAAAAGUACAUGUGGAAUGAAUCGAAAUGUGGCCUGCACUGGAUUCGAGAUAAAGGAAAAAUCCAACCACGUUUUGUUAAAAACCGUCUGGAUGAAAUACGGAAAUUCUCUGCAUUAUUCAAGUAUGUCCCAAACUGUGACAAUUCAGCGGAUAUCGCUACAAGGGGUAUCACUCCAGAAGAAUUGUUCUCCAAUCUCAGGUGGUGGAAAGGGUCCCCGUGGUUGGGUGAUGAAACGAUGUGGCCAAAUUGGGACCCUGAUGAAUGUUAUUCUGGAACGGUAACAUCUGAAGACAUUGUUUCUGAAGGUGUGGUAUCAAUGAAAAUUGAAUGCGACCCAAGUUUGCUCUGGAUUGAUUCCGAAAGGUACAGUAAUUUGUACCGGAUGGUGGGCUUCGCAGGAUACUUUUUACGAUUCAUUAAAAAGGUAACAAAGGAGAAGUUCAGUUGGCUUGAUCAUACGUCCAUCACAGGUCCUUUAACUGCUGCUGACUGUCAGAUUACGGUACGAUGUAUACUGCUGCAGGAACAAAGAAGUGGGAUAAAUGAUGAAGAAAAGAUGGGAGUUGUAUGA